Molecule: messenger RNA, 2214 nt
Organism: Thalassophryne amazonica
Lineage: Eukaryota; Metazoa; Chordata; Actinopteri; Batrachoidiformes; Batrachoididae
Gene: rwdd3
Product: RWD domain containing 3
Exons: 5
Coding region: 59-835 (258 amino acids)
Biological process (GO): positive regulation of protein sumoylation; positive regulation of hypoxia-inducible factor-1alpha signaling pathway
Molecular function (GO): protein binding
Source: RefSeq, a predicted model, not a curated record
CUCGGCUGCUCUUCACUUUUACUGUUUACAUGAAAACAAAAAGAAUGAAUAACUAAAAAUGUGGGAAGCUGCUUUAGACGAAGUUGCAGUUUUAUCGUCUAUUUACUGCGGAGAAGAAGAAUUCCGUCUCAUCACAAAUUCUGCCCAAGAUGGACUUUUGAUCCAAAUCAAGAGCAGUGUUGGAGGGGACAAAGGUGCCGAUGUGAGUCUGCUGUUCCAUCUGCACCCUCGCUACCCAUCAAGCCCCCCUGACAUCUCCGUCUCCUCCACCGCGCUUUCUAGGAACCAGUGUCACAACAUCCGACACAAACUGCUGGAACAUGCCGCUACACUCCCGCCUGAGGCAAUGGUUCAUCAACUGGUUCUGUUCUUACAGCAGUGUGUGGAGACAACAGAGGAGCACAGAGGAGUUGAGGAGGAGAGGAGGGAGGACAGCAGCAGGCAGGAGUGGACUACAGUGCUGACACUGGACCACAUUCGCUCCAGAAAUCGCUACAUCGGCCUGCUGGAGCGCUGGAGCCAGCAGCUUUGUCUGGCUGGCCGGUUGUUCCUGGGCCGCCCCAUAGUACUCAUUCUGCAUGGAGACCAACCAGAUGUCAAGGAGUUCUGUCGCCUGCUGAAGACAGUGAAGGUGGAUGUUGACUCUUCAGGCAGAAAGUGCAAAGAGAGGAUGAUGAAGAUCAUCAGUGAAAGUCCCUCAUCGUCCGCCAAUCUUCAUCGUCUUCAAGGCUUUGUCACAAAAGACUUCAGCUCAGUAUCAGAGCUGAGUGCAGCCUUCCAGGAAAUCGGCCUGACUGAGAUUUACCAGCAGAUACUCUCAUCGCCACACAGCUGACUGGGCGGCAGCGCGUGAUGGGUGUUACUAUGGUAGCUGAAGACAAACAAAGCAGUUCCUCGGUAAGACACAAACCGAGUGAGCAGAGUUUAUCUGCACAAACCUUUGCAAGAGCUUACUGUGCCAGGAUGACAGACAGGGGGCGCUGUAGCAUUUACACUGUGCAUCUCUGAUUGAACAGUGAGUUACAAACUCAGAGUAAAUCUUUAAAGAAAACACAGUCCUUUGUUGCAUACUGAUGUGUGUGUGUCAUGGGGAACAAUGACCCAAAACAGUAAUGUGACAUUUGGACCAGCCAGAAAGAUAAACUGGUGUAACUGAUUAAAGAUCUGUCAGCUUAGAAACUGUGUACAAACAACAAAUAAACUUGAAUUGUGACUUUUUGUGCUGAUGCUUUUAUAACUUUUAAUGUAUACAUGACCGUAAUUUCCAGACUAUUAGUGCACCUGAAUAUAAGCCGCACCCACCAAUUUUAAAUAGAAAAAAGAAAUUGUACAUAAAUAGGCCACACUUGUCUAUAAGACGCAGAUCUUCAUGUUGUAACGUGAGAUAUUUACACAGAAAGAUGUUAGAAAGGUUUUUUAACUUGUAAUUAAAUACGCCAACAAAAUUUUGAAAUGUUUAAAAUCCCUGGCAGGCAUUCAUUUUGUGAACUAGACGUGAACAUUGUGCAAUCUAUUUGAAAACGCUGUGUGCCACUGUGAGUCAGUGCGUCUCUUUGCUGCACUGCAGCGCAUCUAAACAGUUAUGCCAUCUAUAAUAAACAUGAUUUUACAGUACAUUAUCUAACUCAUAAGAAUGAAUGAAAAUGCAACUGUUAUACCAAGCCAUUACAAUAUAAAUAUUAUAAAUAAUUACCAUUGAAAGAUUCCAAAUGCUUUCUGCCCCUCAUGACGCACUGGAGAAAUGCUGCAUAUAACUCCUCUGUGAUUCCAGGAGAGAUUGGAGAUGGUUUUAUCAGCCAAGUUCUGAGCGCAAAUGAUUAAUCCGUGAUGAACUACUUAUAAUACGUGGCGUCCAGCGGCACAAAGCGCAGCAUCCUUCGUAACAAAGCGGAUCACACUGGCACAAUGAAUUGCACAGCAGUGCAGACGUUAAAUGCGUGCAAGUGUAAUGUUGCAGAGGAAAGCACGGGCCAUCUGCAAGGACAACAGCCACCCGAGACAGUCCCUGUCUGCACCUCUGCCGUUGGGGAAGAGGAACUGCAGUAUAAGGAUAUAGAUUAAUAGGCUAAGGAACAGCUUUAACCCCACAGCUACAGUCUCUAUCACCCCAGCCCAUCCUGUCCUCCUCCCACAAACACAGACAUUCAGUAACGGAUAUCAACAUGUGCAAUAAAUACAGUAGUGUUCAGAAUAAUAGUAGUGCUAUGUGACUAA